GAUUCGAUUUAUAUUGAUCCAAAAUCGUGCUGGCAAAACAAGAUUAGCUAAGUGGUACAUGUCAUUUGAUGAUGACGAGAAACAGAAAUUGAUAGAAGAGGUGCAUGCAUUGGUGACAGUAAGAGAUGCUAAACAUACAAACUUUGUUGAGUUUAGAAAUUUCAAAAUAGUGUACAGGCGAUAUGCUGGACUGUAUUUCUGCAUAUGUGUUGAUGUCACUGACAAUAACCUGGCGUAUUUAGAAGCAAUUCACAAUUUUGUUGAGGUUUUAAACGAAUAUUUUCACAAUGUGUGCGAGCUGGAUUUGGUGUUUAAUUUUUACAAAGUGUACGCUGUGGUGGAUGAAAUGUUUCUCGCUGGUGAAAUUAGAGAAACGAGCCAGACAAAAGUUCUUAAACAACUGCUUAUGCUACAAGCAUUGGAGUAGACCACAGGGCAUUUUGUAUUAGACAAAAAACGUUUUUAGUUUGUUGAAACUUGUGUAAUUAAAGUAGCAAAUUUUGAAGAUGACGGAGCAGACAUGUACCUAUAGGUGGUUGUUGAUUGUUGUCCAUCAACAAUUAUAUUGUCAACUUUCUUCUAGAAAACUAUCAGGCCAAUUACUUUGAUACUUGAGAUGUGUAUUUGAUUAAUGGUCAUAGUAGUUUAGUUUAUCUGUGUAGGUAUCUGUAUAUGUGUCUGUUCUAUCAGUAUCUCAAAUCUUAGCAUCUUGUUACCAGUAAUAUGUAAUGUCAUACACUUCCUGAAAACAAACACAAAAAAGUAUGGCAUAAUAUGAAUAAUGCCGAAAUCUAAAACAUUUAGAACAAAUUUAGAGACCUUCUUUGUAUGGGUACAGUCAAACCCUGAUGGCAGUCAUGUUUGUUUUCAUUAUUAGAGAACGCUUACGGCAUAAUCAUUUCGCAUUUUCAUAUAUGGUUGGAUGAAAAUACCCAGUACAAUACUGCAAAAUUACGGCACGCUGUAACUUAUGGCGUUAUGAUGACAGAUGUAUAAUACCUAAUAACACUUCCUACUCCAUUCAUUAUUUGGCAAAAAAACGUUGAGCUACAGGCCAUUUCAUUCUUGGCGAUAUUUGCUAGGAAUUGCGCAUAAAAGCAAUUUUUCAUUAUACAACCACCUCCAAGUUCGUAAAUUUGUUCUAACAGUAAUUAAUUAUAUUUCUUGUUCUUUGUAUCCCUGAGCUGAAUUGUAAAUUUGAGAAUUGAUGCAACUGCCACUUCACAAGUGUUUUUGUCUGAAUAAAUAAGUGUAUCAAUAUCAU
This is a messenger RNA of Saccoglossus kowalevskii, 1264 nucleotides long. Its product is annotated as AP-2 complex subunit sigma. Gene Ontology annotation, biological process: intracellular protein transport; clathrin-dependent endocytosis. Gene Ontology annotation, cellular component: membrane coat; AP-2 adaptor complex. Gene Ontology annotation, molecular function: clathrin-cargo adaptor activity. The record is from RefSeq and is a predicted model, not a curated record. NCBI's taxonomy places the organism in Eukaryota, Metazoa, Hemichordata, Enteropneusta, Harrimaniidae.